Rubroshorea leprosula is the source of this 913-nucleotide messenger RNA. The record is from the annotation of a GenBank genome assembly. Lineage: Eukaryota; Viridiplantae; Streptophyta; Magnoliopsida; Malvales; Dipterocarpaceae.
AUCAUUCUCCUUCCUCAAAUUUGUAAAAAACCCAAAAUUUUUAUAUUGAAAACUUCAAUUUUCCUUCCUUAGAUUUUGUAACUUCUUGUUUCUCAAUUCCAUAAUUAAAGAUUUUUCCAUCCAAAUUAGAAAAUAAAAAAAAAAAAAAUCUCUACUUUGCUUAGAUUCUGCUCUGCAAACUUUGAAUCUUGUACUGAAGCUCGUGUCUUUUUCUUCAUCGCCAGAUCUGGGUUUGAGAAAAAAACCCUGGUCUGGGUUUGAGAAAAUCAUCUAAUUCCAUGAGACAACCUGCACAUUACAUGAGACAAGGGAGGGAAUAUGAGAAAAGGCUCUAGAAUAUUCAUACUACAGUCCCCUGCCUUGCACCCGAGCCUUGCUCCUGCGCUUGACCGUGCCUUCUGCUCCCAGAUAUCUCCUCUGCGCCCAGACUUCGUGCAAUCAUGCCCUGUAUGCCGGAGCCAUCAUACCCCCCUUCACCCCUCUGCUGCACCGAGCCCUGCCCUUGCCGCCCAGCCUUGCUUCCUGCACCAGCCUUGCUCUACGCCCAAUUCCAUUGCCCCUGCCUUCUGCACACUACAUCCAUACAAAAAAAAACAGCCAAUACCGGACAAAAUUGGCAUCAUUGAUUGACAGAGCAAGGCCCCUCUUUUUUGUGGUUGCAUUUUUAUUUUGUCAUUUUGGGUGUAUAUAUAGAGCAAAAGGCAGAGGUAAUUUUCUAAACAGAGGGAUUUUUUUUUUGGGAAAGGUAGUGAUGGAGACGAAUGGAGUGUGAUCCCGUGGGUGGGAUCCCUUCUUCUAAUCCUGAUCUGUCUUCUCCAAAAAUUCCCGCCUUGUUCGUUUCAAUUUUUUUCAAAUCUUGAUGUAUUGGAGUUGUGUUGGAUGAUGAUAUUAUGAAUAGAAUCAAGCAUUAUAU